Messenger RNA from Microthlaspi erraticum, 645 nucleotides. NCBI's taxonomy places the organism in Eukaryota, Viridiplantae, Streptophyta, Magnoliopsida, Brassicales, Brassicaceae. The record is from the annotation of a GenBank genome assembly.
AUGGCAGCACGAUCGAAUGUUCCCAAAUUUGGAAACUGGGAAGGUGAAGAGAAUGUUCCAUACACAGCUUACUUUGACAAAGCUCGUAAAGUUCGAGCUCCAGGAGGAGGCAGAACAACGAACCCGAACGACCCCGAAUAUUACUCUGAUUCGCAGUCUCAAGCUCCUCCUCCUCCUCCUCCAUCUUCAAGAACCAAACCUGAGCAAGAAAAACCGGUAAGAAGAUCACGUGAGCAGAUGAGAAGCAGAGAAGAGAGCGAGUUGAAGCAGUUUGGUGAUGGUGGCUCAUCAAAUGAAGGUGGUAACAGAAGACAAGGAAGGUCUUCUCAGAACAACAGUUACGAUAAGUCUCCAUUGCAUAAGAACUCGUAUGAUGGUACUGGAAGAUCCAAGCCUAAACCAAACCUUAGAGGAGCUGAUGAAAGUCCGGAGAAAGUGACGGUGGUGCCGAAAUUCGGCGAUUGGGACGAGAAUAAUCCGUCGUCAGCUGAUGGAUACACACACAUUUUCAACAAGGUUCGUGAAGAGAGAAGUUCUGGAGCAAAUGUGACCGGAUCUUCGAGAACUCCGACACAUCCAAGCCCUCGUAGUAACCCUUCUUCCAACACUUCCAAAUGUUGCUGCUUUGGCUUUGGAGGGAAAUGA